Cajanus cajan (pigeon pea) is the source of this 3141-nucleotide messenger RNA. Its product is annotated as disease resistance protein RPM1. Gene Ontology annotation, molecular function: ADP binding. Lineage: Eukaryota; Viridiplantae; Streptophyta; Magnoliopsida; Fabales; Fabaceae. The record is from RefSeq and is a predicted model, not a curated record. Gene Ontology annotation, biological process: defense response to other organism.
AUUAACAUGAGAUCAAUAUAUUUUGUCCUGGGGAUAGCAAUAUGAGAUAAGAGUGAAAUGGCAGAAACUGCAGUGUCUUUUGCCUUGGCAGAAGUGUUCCAAUUCCUAAAGGAAGAAACACACCUUCUAAGAGGCAUCCACAAAGAUUUUUCAGUCAUCAAAGAUGAACUAGAAAGCAUUCAAGCCUUCCUCAAAGAUGCAGAUAAAAGGGCAGCAGACGAAGCAAACACUGAUGAUGGAAUAAGAACAUGGGUGAAGCAAGUGAGAGAAGCAUCUUUUCACAUAGAAGAUGUCAUCGAUGAAUACCUCAGGCUCAUUCAUCCGCCCCAACUUGGAUGUGUGUCUUCAACAUGCAAGAUUACAAGCCUGAUUUCUCGUCAUCAGAUAGCAACAAAGAUUCAGGACAUUAAAUUGUCACUUUCUGUGAUCAAGGAAAGAAGUGAAAGGUACAAGUUUCAAGUUUCACAAGAACAAGGAAGCAGCUUGGAACAGAGUAGAUGGCAUGAUCCUCGAAUGCGUUCUCUUUUCAUUGAAGAAACUGAAAUUGUUGGAUUUGAAUUCUCAAGAGAUGAAAUGGUUGAUUGGCUGUUGAAGGGCACAAAAGAUCCUGCAGUGAUUUCAGUGGUAGGGAUGGGAGGACUCGGAAAAACCACCCUUGCCAAGCACGUUUUUGAUAGUGAAAAUGUAAAAAGCCACUUUGAUUGUCGUGCUUGCAUCACAGUUUCUCAAACAUACACUGUGAGAGGGUUAUUCAUAGACAUGAUAAAGCAAUUUUCUAAGGAGACAAAAGACCCUCUACCACAAAUGUUACACGAAAUGGAUGAGAAGUCACUAAUUUCUGAACUGAGGCAAUACUUGGAGCAUAAAAGGUAUUUGAUAUUCUUUGAUGAUGUAUGGCAUGAAGAUUUUUGUGACCAAGUUGACUUUGUCAUGCCUAAAAACAAUAAAAGUAGCAGGAUCAUAAUCACCACUAGAUUGAUGCAAGUUGCUGAGUUUUUCAAGAAAUCCUUUCUUGUCCGAGUUCACAACCUACAACUUUUGCCUCCAGACAAAGCAUGGGAACUCUUUUGCAAGAAGGCAUUUAGAUAUGAGCUAGAUGGGCAAUGUCCUGCAGAGCUUGAAGGUAUCUCAAAUGAAAUUGUUACAAAAUGCAAAGGAUUGCCUUUGGCGAUUGUGGCCAUUGGUGGUCUAUUUUCAACAAAAUCAAAAACUGUGUUUGAAUGGCGAAAGGUAAGUCAAAAUCUAAACCUCGAGUUGCAGCGUAAUGCCCAUCUAACUAGUUUGACUAAGAUUUUAUCUCUUAGUUAUGAUGACCUCCCUUACUAUCUGAAACCAUGCAUUUUGUAUUUUGGUAUCUAUCCUGAAGAUUACUCCAUUCAUCAUAACAAAUUAACUCAACAAUGGAUAGCAGAAGGGUUUGUAAAAUCUGAUGGGAGAAGAACUUUAGAGCAAACUGCAGAUGAGUACUUAUCCGAGUUAACUUAUAGAAGCCUGGUUCAAGUCUCCACAGUUAGCUUUGAAGGGAAAGUUAAAAGUUGUCAAGUCCAUGAUUUAUUACAUGAAAUGAUUGUAAGAAAAGUGAAGGACUUAAGUUUUUGCCAUUUUCUGCAAGAUGAUGAAUUAGCCACAGUUGGAAUAUCAAGACGCCUAUCUAUAGACACUAGUUCCAACAAAGUGUUGAAGAGAAAUAUCAACACACACAUUCGUGCUAUUCAUGCUUUUGGAAAAGGAGUAAUUGAGCCUUUUAUGGGUCAGUUAUCUUCAAAGUCUAGAUUGAAAGUACUUGACCUUGAAGGUAUAUCGCUAAAAUAUGCUCCUAGUAAUUUAGGAAACCUUUUUCACUUAAAGUACCUAAAUCUAAGGGGAACUAAAGUUCGGGUUCUUCCUAAAUCUGUUGGUAUGUUGCAGAACUUGGAGACCUUAGAUAUAAGAGAUACGUUGGUUCACGAGUUGCCAAGUGAAAUAAACAAGCUCAAAAAGCUGCGCCAUCUUCUUGCUUUCCAUCGAAACUAUAAUGCAGAGUAUUCUAUUUUGGGCUAUACAAGUGGUGUGGUAAUGAAAAAAGGUAUUAAAAACUUGACUUCCCUACAAAAUCUUUAUUAUGUGGAGGUAGAUCAUGGGGGAAUAGAUCUCAUCCAAGAGAUGAGAUUCUUAAGGCAAUUAAGGAAGUUUGGAUUAAGGCGUGUCAAGAGGGAAUAUGGGAAAGCCAUAUGUGGUUCAGUGGUAGAGAUGAAACACCUUGAAUCACUUAAUAUCACUGCAAUAGGUGAGGAUGAAAUCAUCGACUUGAACUCUAUUUCAUCCAUACCCCAACUUCGACGACUCAAAUUGAAAUUAAGAUUGGAGAAGAUGCCUAAUUGGAUUUCAAAACAUGACUAUCUUGUUUGCAUAAAGCUGGCUUUAUCCAAUUUGAAAGAUGACCCGUUAAGAUCGCUAGAAAACUUGCCAAAUUUGAUGCAACUAAGUAUGGGGGAGAAUGCCUAUGAUGGUGAAAUUUUGCAUUUUCAAAGUGGAGGAUUGCCUAAAUUGAAGAAACUGGAACUCAGAAGCUUGAAUAGAGUAAAUUCUAUCAUUAUAGACAGAGGAGCCUUGCUUUCGCUUGAACAUUUCUCAAUUACCAAAAUGCCCCAUCUCAAGAAGGUAUCCCCUGGCAUCAAAGCCUUGGAUAACCUUAAAGUUCUCGACUUCCGUGAUAUGCCAACUGAAUUUGUUGAGAGCAUUGGUUCAGAAAACGGACAAGAUCAUUGGAUCAUCAAUCACAUUCCCCUUGUAAUCAUUCGUCAUUGGGUAGGUCCAAAAGUCAAUGAUUUUGAAGUCCGCACAAUUCACUCCUCCAACAAGUCAUAAACUCAUAACCAAUGCUUUCAUGUCUAAUAUGAAGGCUAGGAGUCGUUCUUUGAAGCUUCUAAUCAAGACUUCAUAUGAAUGGACAUGUUCAUUUCCAUAACAAAGACACGUGUAAUUUCUUUAUGAUUGUUGGAUUUGUUGUGAUGACGGAAUCUACUGUUGCUUGACAAUUAUUUUGCGUGCAUUCUAUAUUUAUGUCUGCCUUCUCUCGAUUUUGGAAGGCAAAUUGUGAUCUUUUUAUUGGACUUUGUGGAAUUACUAAAGUUUGCAUGAGGACUUUUUCAUUUGAAUGGA